AGCUGAAUCCCCCAGUAGGAAGGCUCUUCCUCCCCCGCCUGCUCUCUCCGCCCACAGGUCAAUCAGAGCCCAGCGGCCGCUCCAUGCUGCUCCCUCCUGGCUCCGCUGUGACUGUGCGGGGAGAUCCCUGUCCCCUCCGGCUGCUCCCACACAAUGUUCCCCGGGCUCCUGCUGCGGGCUGCACUGCUGCUGCUCUCUGUCCUCUGGGCACCGGUCCGUCCACACACAGACUGGAUCUCAUCCACCGCGACACCACCCAGCGCGACCCCCGGACCCAACCGCACGCGGACAGAUAUCGCACCUGAACCAGGGGGAUCAGUAACAUGGACCCCAAGAGGGAACUGGAACCAGUCACAAGCUGAGACCCAUAACCCAACUAAACAGGGGGCCACUGGGAGCCACAGACAAUCAGACCCCUCUAGAAGCAUCAGCCAGUCAGAACUAGAAGAGAGUGGACCCCUCCAUUUACCAGGAUCUCGCGGUCCCGCAGAAACAUUGAGUAGCUGGACCCAAGUGCCAGCGGGGUUUCAGGGAUCUGGCACCCAAAUGACUUGGAAACAAAGUGCAAAACAACUAAUGGCACCUGGAUCGGAACCAACUUGGAGUAAGGAACAAAACAAUAUUCCCAGCAGGUCCGGAGAUGUCCUGGAGACUCCCCCGACCACCAAGGCUGCACAAAUGGACCAGCCUGAACCCCACACAGAGUCUCCCUCUGGGACACAACCAGGCUGGACAGGGCAGAGCUACAUGGGGACUGACUGGGAGAGCCCCUCGGCCACUGAAAUUGUCCUUAAAUCAGUAACAAAGAGACAUAUCAAUAAGAGGACUCCCCAUACUGACACCACACUGUACCUCUCAUCCACCUUCACCCGGACCAACCCCAAUGGGUCAGCUGAUAUCACAGAGAUCCUUAAUACAUAUAAUACUGCUACAGAGCCCAGAUACAGGAACCAAGGCGAGCAGGUGGGCACAACAAGACAGGACGAUAACUUUACCACAGAAUAUUCUGGCACCCCUAUAUGGGACAAUAACAACACUACCCAAGAUUUACACAACUCCAAGGUCACAUUGCUGGACUCAGGCAACACAACUUGGUCUGGCAGCUGGACCCAAAACACAGAGUCCAUCCCUGCCCCAAACUCUGGACCAUCAACCCAGGAAUCCAUAAAUGUAUCCAGAAACAACACCUUAACACAGGUUCCUGAAAUAGUAAUAUCUGGGUUAACAACCUUGAAUUUCAGCAACUCAAGUCUAUUGUCUACAAGUGAAACACAAAAGUCUGACAACUCAACAAUGGACCUGAUGAUCACAACCCAAAACACUAUUACUUCAUCUGAUUCUGAAACCUUUGUUCCUGACAAUUACUCCCUGCUAACACCUUCCUAUGGUGCAUCCACCUUCUCAUCUCCCACCAGUCACUAUGCUACAGAUACUUCUGUCUCCUUUACAAGCAUCCCUGUCACAGCUCCACACAGAACAGAUGUCUCAACUAAUAAUCCAUCCACAUAUGUACCAUCACCUUCCAACAGGCCAUCAGUUUCAAACUCGUCUCUUCUUCAGUCUGAACCUUCAUCAUCCACUUUAUCACCUUCAGCUUCUUCUGCUGAGUUGGUUUCAUCUCCUGCACAAGAAAUUUCCACAUAUUUCAUCUCUCUGUCAAAAAAGUCCUCAACACCUACUUCUCCAGAUAUCCUUUCCUCAUCCCCAAUUCCAUCAGAGCAGCCCACUUCUUUACUUUCACCUUCUCUUUCAGAGAUUCCUUCUGUUGCUUUCUCCACAACUUCCUACAUUUCUCUGUCUACAGUGUCCACAUUACCUGCAUCACUACCAGCCUCCUCAUCAGCUACAGCAGGCACAGAAGUGACCAGCAUCCCUUUCUCAACUCUAGAUACAACUAACCAGUCUUCAGAGUUCACUACAGCCACCACCAGUUCGGUGACUGGUCUCAACUAUCAAACAAUUCAGCCCAACCAAACAAUAACAGAUUCUGCCAGAACAGUGUUUGUUGGAACAGACCCUCGAGAAGUUACAAAUAACCCAACUGUCUCUGUAUCCAAAGACAUUUUGGGGAAGACUUCCAAACCAGUGGAUGGAAGUUUAUUGACAACAUCAACUGAGAAGCUACAGACAGUCAUUGUCACUUCAGUUGAAACUUCUGUUCAAUCAACUGAUCCUGCUCCAUCCACAACAACUUCUAGUGAUCUGCUCAUGCCACCAAUCCAUCACAGUACACAAGAAAUUCCCCAACCUGAUGUCCACACUACAAAGUCAAGUGAUUUCCAGUUUACCCAAGAUGAUUCCAACAAGCAAGUUCUGACAGUAAUAACAACUAAAAUGAAUCCAAGUACCUUUACAUCAAAGAUGGAUUUAAGGACCAGCACAGCUGGCACUACCAAAAGCCAAAGUAGCAUAGACCACGCUACAACCACUGCACACAUACUGACAGUGAAGUCUUCCACCACUACAGCAACAACAGCAACAGUUUCCACUUUCUCCAGGAUCACCUCACCAGCAGAGACAGGUGGUCAUUGUUUACUUAACCCAUGUCAGAAUGGAGGCCACUGUGUGGAGCUCAGCUAUAACAGCUAUAAGUGUGAAUGCCCAUCAGCCUGGCAAGGAGAGCAUUGUGGCAUAGAUGUGGAUGAGUGUCUCACAGACCCCUGUCCUUCCCAGACAUUUUGCAUUAAUAAGAGGGGGUCUUUCAGCUGCCGCUGUCCUCUUGGAUCUUUCUUGGAAAAAGAAACCGGAUGUGUUUUGGCACGAACUUUCCUGGGACACAUCAAAGUGCCUAGAAAUUUCCUAAAUGGGACCAUGGGCAGAUACAGCAAGGUGCAGCAGAUUGAGGAGGUGAUACUGCACAUGCUGAACAAAUCCUUCUCUGGCCUGAGCGGGUAUUACCAGUCAGAUGUGACCAACAGUAGUGAUACCAACCACAUCCUCGUCUCCGUGCAGAACGUAUUCUCAUUGGCCUCAAACAUAACAAAAAAGGAUAUCAAGCAGAGCUUGCAGAACUACAUGAGAUCAUGUGAAUCAGCCCUGGAGAGAUCCCCUGGCUGCCACCUCAUGCUCCACCCCCAGCUCUACUAUAUAGCUGACGGUCUGUGCAGCAUCAACCCCCCGGAAUGUGACAGGGACACUGCAGAGUGCUCCGAUGUGACCGGUGUAGCCAUGUGCCAGUGCAAGGCCGGAUACUUCAAAUACACCAAGAUGGACCACUCCUGCAAAGCCUGCGAAGAUGGAUUCCAGCGACUGAAUGGCAGCUGUGUGAGAUGCCCCUUUGGCCUGGGAGGAUUUAACUGCUCAAACCCAUAUCAGCUGAUCACAGUGAUUAUUGCGGCUGCAGGAGGGGGGCUCUUACUAGUCCUGGGCAUUGCACUGACUGUGACAUGUUGCAGAAAAAACAAGAACGACAUCAGCAAAUUGAUCUUUAAGAGUGGAGACUUCCAGAUGUCACCCUACGCAGAGUACGGCAAGAGCCCACGUUCGUCCGACUGGGGCCGUGAGACCAUCGAGAUGCAGGAAAACGGGAGCACCAAAAACCUGCUCCAGAUGACGGAUGUGUAUUACUCACCAGGCCUGCGGAACCCGGAACUGGACAGAAAUGGUCUGUACCCUUACACUGGAAUGCCUGGAUCCCGCCACUCGUGCAUUUACCCCGGGCAGUACAACCCAUCAUUCAUCAGCGAGGAUAACAGGAGAAGAGACUAUUUUUAGCAGGAAUCUGCUUUGCAUCCUGGGAGUAAAUCACCCAGACUUGUUACCCCAAGCAGGGGCCCCAACAUUCCCCCAAACCUGUUUCUUAUCUCUUAGCACAAGAAGAAGAGCUGUUUAUAGACUGGGGCAGCACUAAGGCCAAAGGGGGUUAUGGUACCAUCAGGUUAUAUGGGAUUUUGGCACAGUUAUGCUGCUGUGUGUACUGAAUCUCUUGGGAUAACCCACAGUGUCAAUAAGCAUGGCAGCGCCUUCUGCCAACCCCUUAAUCAAAUGACUGCAUCGACUGAGACUGGAAUAAUGAGAGAACCAAUGGGAAAUGCCACUAUUUCCACUCAUGACUAAAUGUAUCAGAAUUGUUCUGUUGGGCAGAAGCAGGGACUCUGGGGCAGGACUAGGCUGAAUAGUUCUUAAUCAUGAAUUUCCAUUUGUUUCUAGUGGUGCCAGUACCACUUGGAAUUCUUUUUUUAGAACUGCUAUCCGGCCCCUUGAGUUGCCAUGUGCCAAAGGCAUACAGCUGUGUCUCUGGUAUGUGCUGAGAACAGGGGGUUCCCAAUUAGGUGAGGGACAUCAUGGUUCUUUGUACUGAGCAGAUCCAUAAAGGGCUAAUCUACCCCACCCAGAGCCCCCACUGUCACUGUAACAGAUCAUUGCUCAGCACUUGCCCUUGUAGUGAUGAUGUACCCUGUAUGUAUCCUAAAUUCUAAGCGUUGCAGGGUAAUUUCCUAUUAGAGUGUAAGCUCAACAGAACAAGAUAAUGAUCUGAAUGCACCUAAACUGCUUUUAGGAGUGUUAAUGCUCUGAUUACACCCUAGUGGUGCUUUCGUUCCUCUAAAUGUCCCCUAUUCCAAAUUAGAUUGUAAUGUGUGUGAGCCUGGGCACCACUGAUUGUCUCAGACUGUCACCCUAACUUCUGAUUAGAUUGUAAGCUCUGUGGCAUACAGAAGCCCCUAAGAGUGUGAGUUUUAUGGUAGAUUUGUAGCACUUAUUGUACUUUCCAAUCUAAUUUAUUUUAACUUUAUUUGUGUUCCACUAAAGCACCUGCCACCACUGUGUGUAAGUGUGUGUGUCUGUGUUACACACACGUUGCCUCCUUGCUCUGUUUGUUGGAAUUGAUGAUAAACUGUGUAAGUAUAUAUAUGUGCAGGGCAAGUAGCCUGCCCCCCUGGUGGGUCUGUAGCAAAACCACCUGCCCAGGGUAAUUCUGCCACUUGGAUUCCCGUUACAAGGUUGGUUGGAGCAAACUGUCUGUUUUUAGAAAUUGGAUUAUUUUUAUAUAAUACUUUGUAAUUAAGUCUGGCGUUCUAGUCAGUGAGCAAAUAACCAGGAGAAAAAAUAUGCAAAAAAUAACAAAAUAAACAUUUUACACGUGUG
Molecule: messenger RNA, 5085 nt
Organism: Xenopus laevis (African clawed frog)
Lineage: Eukaryota; Metazoa; Chordata; Amphibia; Anura; Pipidae
Gene: heg1.L
Product: heart development protein with EGF-like domains 1 L homeolog
Exons: 13
Coding region: 154-3714 (1186 amino acids)
Biological process (GO): heart development
Cellular component (GO): plasma membrane
Molecular function (GO): calcium ion binding
Source: RefSeq, a predicted model, not a curated record